UUGGGGACUGGGAAGCAGCUUUCAAACCUGGGCAUGCUCUCCUUAGGGUAGAUGUUUGUUAUUUGGGGGCAUUGUGAGAAACAAGACAAAACUUGUAUAGAUCUGUUGCCAUGUUGGAUCUUUUGUUAGGCACUUUUUUCCCGGUGAAAGUGUUUUGAUUGUUUUCCAUCGGGGCAACAAGAGGGCAUGCAUGGAUUUACUCUUUCUAGAAAACACCUGUCUACAUUGAAGUUGUAGCGCUUCUGUGAUAACCGUCGUAAAAAGCAAACAAGAUUCCCCAAUCACACUGAAAGAGAGAAAGAAGCAUGGGAGACACUAUACCUGGAGGAAUAGUAGCUGCUGCAAAGAACCGUCUGCAGGUGGUGAAGGGAUUGGAGGAUGUGGAGGUGUCCGAGUGUGAGAGCUGCUCUUUUGAGGUGACCCUCAACCUGGCCUAUAUUGAGGGUGUGUGGAUGAGAGAUGGGAUGCAAGUCAAGUCGAAGCCCAACUGUCGCAUCAGCACGCAUGGGAAGAAACACUCCCUCAUACUGAACAGGGUGUCUUUGGUAGAUGCAGGCCUGUUCUCUUUUCAGGCCAAUGGCAUUGAGACAUCAGGCAGACUCAUUGUCAGAGCUAGGGACAUCCAGAUAUUGAAGGAGCUGGACGAUGUUGACACCACGGAGCGUCAAAUUGUGAACUUCUUGUGUGAGGUCAAUCAGGUGGAUGUCGAUGGUCGGUGGUACAGGGAUGACUGCCGAAUUCGACCUGGAGACAACAUCAAGAUCAAACAUCAGGGUAAAACUCACACCCUGUUCUUCAAGUCAGUCAGACCAGAGCAUGCUGGAGAGAUCAGGUUCACCGCAGAGCGUGUCUCAUCAUAUGCAACUCUCACAGUAAAAGAGCUCCCUGUCCAAAUAGUGCGUCCUUUAAGGGUUAAGAUAGCAAUGUAUCACCACCGGGGUUUGCUGGAGUGCCAGGUGUCAAGGCCUAAUGCUCAGGUCAAGUGGUACAAGAACUGGAAGGAGCUCCUUCCCAGUAAGAAGUACCAACUAAUCAGCCAAGAUAUCUACAGGCAGCUGACGAUUGAUGACGUCUGCUCUUCAGAUGAGGACACCUACACCUGUGACGCAGGAGAUGACAAAACCUCUUGUCAGCUUCUGGUGGAGGAGCAGGCUAUCAGCAUAGUACGGGGGAUGAAAUCAGUGGUGGUGAUGGAGCCAGAUCCUGCUCUGUUCCAAGUCGAGACCAACCUAAAAUCAGGGAGGCCGCCCCGGUGGACCCUGAACGGUGAGGUGUUGGAACCCAGUGCAGCAGUGAACAUUGACAGGGAGGGAACCAUCCACAGCCUCUGUCUCACUGCCACAGAAAGCUCCAUGUCUGGCCCUGUGCUCUUUGUAGCGGGCAAGAGUCGUUCUACUGCUCAGCUUACUGUCCAGGAACGACCCCUUCAGGUUGCCAACCACUUGGACGAUGUAGAAGCCAAGGAGAACAGCUCUGUGACACUGAGCUGUGGGUUUGCCCCCUCUCCCAGGGUGGUGCGGUGGUUUAAAGGUCGUACGGCGCUGAAGAAGUCAAACAAGUACAGCAUGAAGAGGGAAGGGAAACGGGCACAGCUGACCAUUCAUGGCCUGACAGGAAUGGAUGCAGGACAGUACCGCUGCAUUGCUGGAGGUUCACAGAGCACAGCACAUGUGAAGGUGGAAGUGCGAACACUGAAGUUGGUUAAACACCUUGAGCCAGUGGAAAUUGAGGAGGAUGGCAUUGCCACAUACUCUUGUGAGCUCAACUAUGUGGUGGCCAAUGUGGAGUGGCUCCUCAACAAUGUUCGCCUCUAUUCCAAUGCCAUUAACAGGAUCCAGCACAUGGGCACUAUGCACAGCCUCACAAUCAAGAAGCUGCGGCCCCAGGAGAGCAGGGUCACCUUCAAAACAGGCCCUCUCUCUGAGACAACCAGCCUAAAGGUCAAAGAGCGCCCAGCAGUGUUCCUGAGGUCUCUAGAAGAUGCAGUAGGAGAAGAGCAAGGGGAAGUCUGCUUGCAGUGUGAAAUUUCCAAAGAGACAGUGACCCCUGUUUGGAGGAAGGAUGGUAUGGUCCUGACUGCUGAUGAUAAAUAUGAGAUACUCCAAUUUGGGAAGUCCAUGGCACUGAUCAUCCAUUCACUGAGCAAGGAUGAUGCUGGACAGUACACCUGUGACCUGGGCACGAGCCAGACCAAAGCUAAAGUUACUGUACAUGACUUACACAUCACUAUUGUUCAGCGUAUCAAGACAACAUCUAUCCUCGAAGGUGAAAGCUGCACUUUUGAUUGUCACCUCUCUCAUGAUCUUGAUGAUGAGCCUUCGUGGACCAUCAAUGGGCAGGUGGUGGUCACCAAUAGCCGUAUCCAGGUUAUCAACAAUGGCUGCAAGUAUAAGAUGACUAUUAGAGAUGCCAUGCUGAGUGACGCUGGAGAUGUUGUCUUCACAAUUAAAGACCUGAGCUGUAGGACUAUGCUCUUUGUUAAAGAGAAGCCAGUGCACAUCUUCAGGGACCUGUUGAAUGUCAAAGCAGUGCCGGGUGAAGACGCAGAGCUGAGCUGUGAGAUAAGCAAUCCAGAUGCUAUCAUUCAUUGGUUGAAAAAUGGUCAUUUGAUUAGGCAGAGCCCUAAGUAUGAGAUGAGUGUGGAGAAGAAUCUGGCGAGAUUGGUGAUCAAGAAUUCCACCAUCAGAGACUCUGGAGAGUACUGCUGUGAGGCUGAAGGUGCCGCCUCACGUGCCAAGCUGGAGAUCAGAGAACUCCAGCACACAUUUGCAAAGGAGUUAAGGGACGCACAAGCAGAUGAAAAAGGUAAAGUGACCUUGGAGUGUGAGACCAGGCGGCCAGCCAAGCACGUGACUUGGCUGAAGGGCAUUUUGGAGCUGAGGUCCGGUAGGAAGUAUGUCAUCAGGCAGAAGGGUGUGGUGCUGUCCCUCACCAUCACAUGUCUGGAGAAAUCGGACACAGAUAUUUACGUGUGUGACGUCGGUACUAUGCAGAGCCGGGCACAGCUGACUGUGCAGGGUCAAAAAGUGUUGAUCCUGGAUGAAUUAGAGGAUGUUGAGUGUCUGGAGGGUGACACAGUCACAUUCAGGUGUCGAAUUUGUCCCAGUGACUACAUCGGGGUCAAGUGGUAUCUGGAUGAGACUCUACUGUACACCAAUGACCUCAAUGAGAUCCAGAUGGUGCCCGGAGGCUACCACACGCUCACAUUCAGACAGCUUGCUCGCAAAGACACUGGCACUAUCUCGUUUUCAGCAGGGAACAAAAGAUCUUAUGCCUCACUGUUGGUUAGAGAGAGACGUCCCACCAUCAUCAAAGCGCUGCAAGACUGUGAGGCUAUUGAAGGAGGUGCUUUGGUUUUGUCUUGUGUGACCUCCAAGCCAUGUCACAUCCUGUGGUACAAAGAUGGCUGCCUGAUGUGGCACUCCUCAAAGUAUUUUACCAGUCGUUCUGGCUGUGAGGCCUGGCUGACGAUUCGGGAGGUCUGCAACAACGAUGCUGGAGUCUAUGAGUGCAGUGCUGGAUCUGUUACAACUAGGGCUGUCGUAACUGUCAAAGCCAUUCCAGCAGAGUUCAUCCAGCCUCUAAAGUCUGUGGAGGCCAAAGAGGGUGAGACCCUGACCCUGACCUGUGAAUACUCUCUGCCUGGGGUCCAGUACCACUGGAGGAAAGGUUUGGACAGUAUCAGGCCCGGAGAUAAGUACACAAUGAAACAGAGGAAGACAGUCAAUUCCCUAACCAUCAAAGCCCUGAAGCCUAGCGACUCGGGAGACUAUACCUGUCAGUGCAGAGAUCACUGCACAACAGCAAACCUCAAAGUUCAUGGUAUCCCCAUUACGUUCAUACAGCAGUUAAAGAACAUGCAAGCAGAGGAAGGAAAUAAUGUCAUACUGCGCUGUGAGCUGUCUAAACCCGGGUUUCCAGUAGAAUGGAGGAAGGAUAAUGUGCAGUUGAAGAAUGGGGUUAAGUACCAGAUAAGGAGACGGGAGACCAACUUGGAGCUUCUGAUAUGGAAGCCUGUGCCUGAGGACAGUGGGGUCUACAGCUGUGUGUGCACUGAUCAGACAACAUCUGCCACUGUCAGAAUCUCUGCUCUCCCAGUCACCUUCAAGCAUAAGAUGAGGAAUGUCCUGAUUGAGGAGGGCAACAUUGCGGCUUUCCGCUGUGAGCUGUCGAAACCUGGUCACAGUGUGGAGUGGAGAAAGAGAGGGGAUGAACUUCUCAGGAAUGGAGAAAAAUAUCACAUGCGGCAGAGAGACACGCUGAUUGAACUGAGGAUCUUUGAUGUAAUGCCUGAGGACAGCGAUAUCUACACAUGCAUCUGUGGAAACAUAGAGACCACCGCAACUCUGACUGUUAAUGCUCUUCCUAUCACCUUCAAGCAAAAACUAAAGAACCUUCAAGUGGAGGAAGGACACAACAUCACACUACAUUGUGAGAUCUCUAAACCUGGUGUCCCAGUUGAGUGGAGGCUUGCUGGAGAUCUCUUGGAAAAUGGGGAGAAGUACCAGAUAAAGCAGAGAGACUCAGCCCUGGAGCUGAUCAUCAAAGAUGCUGAUCCAGAGGACAGCGGCGUCUACACCUGUAUGUGUAGAGAACAGAGGACAAAGGCCACUGUCAAAGUCAUCGCUGUCCCUGCCACAUUCAAAGUUAGCCUAAAGAGCCAGGAGGCUGAAGAAGGGAACAGUGUGACUUUACGCUGUGAGCUGUCAAAAAAGGGACUCCUGGUUCAGUGGCAGAGGGAGGCUCAGGUGCUGUCUGAGGAGAUGUUUCGAGGAAAGUAUCAGAUGAAGGUAGAAGGAAAGGUGGCUCAGAUAACCAUUCUCGACGUCCAACCAGAGGAUGCCGGGAAGUACAGCUGCAUCAUAGGAGAUGAGAAAACCACAGCUGAAGUCAAAGUGAAACCACUUCCUGUGAUGUUCAAACGAGAGAUCCAAUCCCUGGUGGUGAAGGAAGGCGAUGGUGGAGUUUUCUGCUGUGAGCUUUCCAAACCUGGAGCUCCAGUGGAGUGGAGGAAAGGCAGAGUGAUCUUGAACCCUGGGGGUAAAUAUGAGAUGAAGCAGGAGGGACGUCUCAGUAAACUAAUCAUCAACAACAUAGAGGAGAGUGAUGCUGGGAAAUACACCUGCAAGACCAAAGACAGCCAAUCGACCGCUGAGCUCACUGUCCGAGGUUUACCAGCAAGUUUUAAGAUGCCACUAGUCAACCAGGAGGUGAUGGAGGGCAACAGUGUGAUUCUGCGCUGUGAGCUUGACAAACCGGCCUCUUCUGUGGAGUGGAGGAGAGGAAGAGAGCUGCUGAAAAAUGGAGACAAAUAUCAGCUGAGGAAGAAGGAUCUGCAGGUUGAGAUCAAGAUUACAGACAUGACCUUGGAUGAUGCUGGAGAUUAUACAUGUAUAUGUGGAGAACAGAUGACAACAGCUAAGGUCAUUGUGAAUGAACGACCCAUCAAAUUCCUUCAAGAACUGAAGAAUAUUCAGGUGCAAGAGGGCAAUGGAGUGACACUCAGCUGUGAGCUCUCUAAACCUGGCACUCCAGUGCAGUGGAAAAAAGGAGAUAAUGUGUUAACCAACACAGAGAAAUACCAGAUGAAGCAGAGCGGCUCCACCGUGGAGCUUCUCAUCAGGAAAAGCCAGCCUGAGGACAGUGGCACAUACAGCUGUGUUUGUGAUGACAUAAAAACUACAGCCACCAUCAUCAUCACUGGCAUCCCAGUAACUUUCAAACAGAAGCUGAGGAACCAGGAGGCUGUGGAGGAGGGCAGUGUGACUCUGCGGUGUGAGCUUUCCAAACCUGGAGUCUCAGUGGAGUGGAGGAAAGAUGCUCAGCUUCUGAAAAAGGGACAAAAAUACGAGAUGAAGCAAGAAGGCAGGGUGGCUGAGAUGCUGAUCAAAAAUUUAAUUCUCUCAGAUGCGGCGGAGUACAGCUGUUCUGUUGGCACUGUUGUGACUUCAGCUGACAUCAAAGUAAGAGCAAUUCCUGUGACAUUUAAACAAGAGGUGGAGAAUUUGGAGGUGAGGGAAGGGGACAGCGGAGUUUUCUGCUGUGAGCUCUCCAAACCAGGAGCUCCAGUGGACUGGAGAAAAGGCAGAGUCAUCCUCAAACCUGGAUAUAAAUAUGAGAUGAAACAGGAGGGACGUCUUACUAAACUGAUCAUCAACAACAUAGAGGAGAGCGAUGCUGGAAAAUACACCUGCAAGACGAACGACUGCCAAUCAACUGCUGAGCUUACCGUUAAAGCUCCUCCCAUCACAUUCAAGACAAAGUUAAAGAACGAGCAGGUGGAGGAGGAGAACAGUGUGACACUGAGCUGUGAGCUGUCUAAGCCUGGCCUUGCUGUGGAGUGGAGGAAAGGACAAGAGGUGCUGAAGAAUAAUUUCAAGUACCAGAUUAAAAAUCGAAACAGCGUCAUGGAGCUGACUAUCAAAAACGCACAGCUGGAGGACAGUGGGCUUUACAGCUGUAUAUACAGUGACAUCAAGACCACAUCCAAUGUCACCAUUACACCUAUCCCCCUCUCAUUUAAGACGGGUCUGAAGAACCAGGAGGCCGCCGAAGGAGGCAACGUGAUCCUUCGCUGUGAACUGUCCAGGGCUGGGGUGCCUGUGCAGUGGUGGAAGGCCGAGGACCAGCUCUGUCAUGGAGGAAGAUAUCGAAUGACACAGAAAGGGAAGACAGCUGAGUUGUACAUCAAAAACGUUCAGCCUGAGGAUGUCGGGGAGUACAGCUGCAUCUUAGGAGAGCAGAAGACAACGGCUGAAGUGAACGUGAGAGCGGCAGCAUCUGUGUUCUUUGAGAAGGAACUGGCGAGCCAAGCUGUGAUGGAAGGAAAAUCUCUGCUGCUGUCUUGUGAAGUUUCCAGUGCUAAUGUCCCUGUCACUUGGAAGAAGGACGACAGUGUCGUAGAAGAAGGAGGGCGAUACAUUUUAAAGAAGAAAGGCCCCACACACACACUGGAGAUCAAGAAACUGUGUCUAGAGGAUGCUGGAGAGUACUGCUGUAUCACCAGAGGCAAGAAGACCAUUGCCAAGUUGAUUGUGCGGGCUUCUUCUUCCUCCACAGAGCGCGUGCGGAUUGUGACCAAGCUGCAAGACAUAACGGUGAGAGCGGGUGAGGAUGCAGAGUUUGUGUGUGAGCUGAGCCAUGCAGACGUGAGUGAGGGUGUCUGGUGGCUCGGCUCCAGUCCUCUACAGAAGAACGAGAUGAACCAGAUGACAUACCAGGGUCGUGAGCAAAGACUGGUCCUCACUAUGACAACGCCUGAGGAGACAGGCACCGUGGCAUUUGUGAUUGGGGAGGAGAGGACCUCUGCAAGUCUGGUAGUUGUUCCUAAGCCCAAAGUUUUAUUUGAGGAGAAGCCUAAAGACCUUGUGAUAACGGAAGGAGAGACUGCCACUUUGUCCUGCACGACCUCUGAUUUUAUCUCUCCGGUUGCCUGGAGGCGCAACCACAUCCCUCUCCGAAAUGGUGAUAAAUAUGAGAUACGUAAGGAGGGAAAACUUAACCUCUUGCUUAUCCAUGAUGUGGAUCCUCUGGAUACUGGAAUAUACUCCUGUGACACAGGAGAUGUGCAGAGCAGUGCCAAACUCACUGUAACAGAGCUCCCUCCAUUUUUCCAAGAAGAAUUACAGAGUGUGGAAGUAGAGGAGGGAGGUUCAGCCUCUUUAUACUGUGAACUGUCUAAACUUGGAGUGCCGAUUGAGUGGAAGAAGAACAAUCUGACACUGAGACCCAGCAGAAAGUAUGAGAUAAGGCAGGACGGCUGCUUCCUCCAGCUGCACAUCAAGGAGCUGAAACUUGAGGACAGUGGCAGCUACACAUGUCAAGCAGGAAGUGCAGAGACCACUGCAACUGUGUUAGUGACAGAGCUUCCUCCAUUCUUCAAGAAAGAACUAAGAAGUGUGGAGGCUGAAGAGGGAGGUACAGCUUCCCUGCACUGUGAGCUGUCUAAACCCAGAGUGUCAGUGCAAUGGAAGAAGAACAAGCUGCCGCUGAGAGCAAGCAGAAAGUACGAGAUGAAACAAGAUGGUUGCCUCGUCCAGCUGCACAUUAAUGAGCUUCAACUUGAAGAUAGUGGAAGCUACACAUGUCAAACGGGAAAUGCAGAGACCACUGCAACUAUAUCAGUGAAAGAGCUCCCGCCAUUUUUCAAAGAAGAAUUACGAAAUGUCAAAGUUGUGGAGGGAGGUACAGCCUCCCUGUGCUGUGAGCUGUCCAAGCCUGGGGUGUCAGUGCAAUGGAAGAAGAACAAUCUGCCGCUGAGAGCCAGCAGGAAGUAUCAGAUGAAAGAGGAUGGCUGCUUCCUCCAGCUCCUCAUCAACGAGCUCAAACCUGAGGACAGUGGAAGUUACACGUGUCAAACAGGAAGUGCAGAAACCACUGCAACUUUAUCAGUGAAAGAGCUCCCCCCAUUUUUCAAAGAAGAGUUGCAGAACAUGAAGGUUGACGAGGGAGGUACUGCCUCCCUGUGCUGUGAACUGUCCAAACCUGGUCUAUCAGUACAGUGGAAGAAGAACAAGCUGCUGCUGAGAGCCUGCAGGAAGUACGAGAUAAAACAGGACGGCUGCUUCCUCGAGCUCCUCAUCAAGGAUCUCAACGCUGAUGACAGUGGAAGCUACACUUGUCGAGCGGGAAGUGCAGAGACCACUGCAAGUGUAUCAGUGAAAGAACUCACACCAUUCUUCAACAGAGAAUUACAAAGUGUGGAGGUUGAGGAGGGAGAUACAACCUCCCUGUGCUGUGAGGUGUCUAAACCUGGAGUGUCAGUACAAUGGAGGAAGAACAAUCUGCCACUGAGAGUGAACAGGAAGUAUGAAAUGAAGCAGGAUGGGUGCCUCCUCCAGCUCCUCAUCAAGGAUCUUAAACUUGAGGACAGUGGAAGUUACACAUGUCAAACAGGAAGUGCAGAGACCACUGCAGCUGUAUCAGUGAAAGAGCUCCCACCACUCUUUAACAGAGAAUUACAAAGUGUGGAGGUUGAGGAGGGAGGUACAGCCUCCCUGUGCUGUGAGGUGUCUAAACCUGGAGUAUCAGUGCAAUGGAGGAAGAACAACCUGCCACUGAGAGCUAACAGGAAGUAUGACAUGAAACAGGAUGGCUGCCUCCUGCAGCUCCACAUCAAGGAUCUUAAACCUGAGGACAGUGGAAGUUACACAUGUCAAGCAGGAAGUGCAGAGACCACUGCAGCUGUGACCGUGAAAGAGCUCCCACCAUUUUUCAAAGAAGAAUUACAAAAUGUGGAUGUUAAGGAGGGAGGUACAGCCUCCCUGUGCUGUGAACUGUCCAAACCUGGAGUGUCAAUACAAUGGAGGAAGAACAAUCUGCCACUGAGAGCUAACAGGAAGUAUGAAAUGAAGCAGGAUGGCUGCCUCCUCCAGCUCCUCAUCAAAGAGCUCAGACCUGAGGACAGUGGAAGUUACGCAUGUCAAACAGGAAGUGCAAAGACCACUGCAACUGUAUCAGUGAAAGAGCUCCCUCCAUUCUUCAAGAAAGACUUAGUAAGUAUGGAGGCUGAGGAGGGAGCUACAGCCUCACUGUGCUGUGAGCUGUCUAAGGCUGGAGUGUCAGUGCAAUGGAAGAAGAACAACCUGCCGCUGAGAGCCAGCAGAAAGUAUGACAUGAAACAAGAUGGCUGCCUCCUGCAGCUCCACAUCAAGGAGCUCAAACCUGAAGACAGUGGCAGCUACACAUGUCAAGCAGGAAGUGCAGAGACCACUGCAGCUGUGAUAGUGAAAGAGCUCCCACCACUCUUUAACAGAGAUUUACAAAGUGUGGAGGUUGAGGAGGGAGGUACAGCCUCCCUGUGCUGUGAGCUGUCUAAACCUGGAGUAUCUGUGCAAUGGAGGAAGAACAACCUGCCACUGAGAGCUAACAGGAAGUAUGACAUGAAACAGGAUGGCUGCCUCCUCCAGCUCCACAUCAAGGAUCUCAAACCUGAGGACAGUGGCAGCUACACGUGUAAAGCAGGAAGUGCAGAGACCACUGCAGCUGUGACCGUGAAAGAACUCACACCAUUUUUCAACAGAGAAUUACAAAGUGUGGAGGUUGAUGAGGGAGGUACAGCCUCCCUGUGCUGUGAGGUGUCUAAACCUGGUCUAUCAGUGCAAUGGAGGAAGAACAAGCUGCCACUGAGAGCUAACAGGAAGUAUGAAAUGAAGCAGGAUGGCUGCCUCCUGCAGCUCCACAUCAAGGAUCUUAAACCUGAGGACAGUGGAAGUUACACAUGUCAAACAGGAAGUGCAGAGACCACUGCAGCUGUAUCAGUGAAAGAGCUCCCUCCAUUCUUCAAGAAAGACUUAGUAAGUAUGGAGGCUGAGGAGGGAGCUACAGCCUCCCUGUGCUGUGAACUGUCUAAGGCUGGAGUGUCAGUGCAAUGGAAGAAGAACAACCUGCCACUGAGAGCCAGCAGAAAGUAUGACAUGAAACAAGAUGGCUGCCUCCUGCAGCUCCACAUCAAGGAGCUCAAACCUGAGGACAGUGGCAGCUACACAUGUCAAGCAGGAAGUGCAGAGACCACUGCAGCUGUGAUAGUGAAAGAGCUCCCACCACUCUUUAACAGAGAUUUACAAAGUGUGGAGGUUAAGGAGGGAGGUACAGCCUCCCUGUGCUGUGAACUGUCCAAACCUGGAGUGUCAGUACAAUGGAAGAAGAACAAGCUGCCAUUGAGGGCCAGCAGGAAGUAUGAGAUGAAACAAGAUGGCUGCUUCCUCCAGCUCCACAUCAAAGAGCUCAGACCUGAGGACAGUGGAAGCUACACAUGUCAAACAGGAAGUGCAGAGACCACUGCAAGUGUAUCAGUUAAAGAACCCGCUCCAUUUUUCAACAAAGAUUUACAAAGUGUGGAGGUUGAGGAAGGAGCUACAGCCUCACUGUGCUGUGAACUGUCUAAGCCUGGAGUGUCUGUGCAAUGGAAGAAGAACAACCUGCCAGUGAGAGCCAGCAAAAAAUAUGACAUGACUCAGGAUGGCUGCCUCCUCCAGCUCCACAUCAAGGAGCUCAAACCUGAGGACAGUGGCAGCUACACAUGUCAAGCAGGAAGUGCAGAGACCAGUGCAACAGUAUCAGUGAAGGCAGUGCAAUCCACUCCACCAAAGGUAGAACCUCCUACAAUACUGCCUCGGACAAAGGCCACUGUUUCCAAAGAAACGCCUUCUGCAGAGAACGAGAGGCCUAUUCCUCCAGAGCCCAAAAAGAGAACUAAUAGGAAAGCAUCUAUUACAAACACAGACAAAGAUGUUGAGCCAUUGUUUGACCUAAAACAGUCUAUGCUGAGGGCAAAUAAUAAUGAAGACCAAAAGAGCACCCAACCUGCAAGGUCUACGGAGCCGAACUUUGAUGUUGCACAGGGUGUCAUGCAACUGGACACGCAUAAAGAGAAGGGACUACUGGAAAAGGAUGAUGGGGUUGACAGGGAGGUAAAAGAGCCAGCAAGGACUUUGGAAACAGAGAAAGACGUUGUCAUGGAGACCAAGCAACCAGGAAGGAAGCUAGAGAAAAUAGUCAAGACUGACCAUAACACAGAUCAGUCAGACAGGGUUCUAGGAGACACUGCAUUUCAACAAAAGAAACAGCCAUUAAUAUGUCCGGAAAAUCAAAAUGAAGUUGAACAGAGGUCAAAACAACCAGGAAAGCCUUCAGAGAACACUAGUGAAGUGGAGAGGAAAGAAAACCUUCCAGGAACGGUCCUGUGGAAGAAGAGUGAGGAUAAAAAACCUGUGAAACCAGUAGAAAAGUUUACCAAAGAGACAAUAAAGGAAAAAGAAGAAAAGUCUACAGUAAAGGAGACUGAAGUAGACCAAACAGAGGAGGAACCUUUUAAACCACCAGUAAGAUCGAAAGGAAAGGUGACAGAGGGAAAGGAACCUCUUAAAUUUGUUUCAAAGGAAACUGAAAAAAUACUUGUCCAGUCAGUAAAGUCUACUGUGAAUGAUUCAGAAGAGGACAAUAAACAGAGAGACCUAGUUAAACAACAAGAGGCAGAGAGCCAGAAAACUCCACUGAAACUAGUAGUAGACAAAGAGUCAGUAGAACAACCAGAAAGGAUUUUAGAAAAGAAGUCUGAAUUUUCCCCUCCAAAACCACCUGCAAGGAUAAAAACCAAAGCAAAGGGAGGAAUGGAAAAACAAUGUUCAAGGGACACAGAGACAGAUCAGGAUGAUCAACAGGUGACAAGAGUUGCGGUGAAAACAAUGGAAGAUCAGCCAAUUAAACAGUCAGUUGGGUUUCCAAAAAAAGAGGUUGAAGAGCAACCAAGAUUUGAGAGGAAACAGUCAUUACCAAAAGCCUCUGAGGUAGUAGAGAAAAUUAAGCAACCUGUUAAAGCUGCAGAGAAGGACACAAACACCAAACAACCAAUCAGACAACCAGUUAAACCAAUGAGAAAAGAACCUGAAGUGGACCAGGAAAUUAAACUCGUGGUCGAGCCAAUGAGAAGGGAGGAAGAACAACAAACAACAAAGAUGACAGAAGAUAUUCCUCUCCUUUACAUUUCUGAAGAUGAAACGUUCUUAGAGGCUUUGACCGACAUACCAGCGACACAUAGUGAUGUCCAUCCCCCUGGCUCUUUUGUUGAGGGUUUAACCCAACCCCCUACUCUUCCUUUAAUUCAUGAACCCAAAAGUGCACAACCACCAAACAAUGCAACACCAGAGGUUGACAUCAGCAUUGAGGAUGAACCAGAACUGCAAGAGGCUGCAGUCAAGAUCCAGGCUGCCUUCAAAGGCUACAAAACCCGCAAAGACAUGCGACCUGUCUUUAAAGAGGUGUUUAAGAACCAGAGUGCAGAUCUUCAUGGUACAGUCAAUCUAGUGUGUGUCGUAGAAGGAAAACCCAGCACGGUGCGCUGGCUGAAAAACGGGCAACAAAUCACUAAUGACCAUCGAUGCCGAAUUAAGACCACAGAGAAUGGUGUAUGCACACUGGUGAUCAAAAACCUGACCACCAGUGACAGUGGGAUCUAUACAUGUGAAGUGGUGAAUAAAUUCGGUGUGACCUCCUACAAUGGAAACAUAACAGUACAGCCUCAGAAGCCUGCUCCGAUAGUCCAGAAGCCUGUGCACCCACCGCUUGCAGCCAUAACUCCUCUGCAACUCGCUCCGCCAAAACCAGAGGCUGAAACCAAAACACAGAUUCAGAGUCUACCUCAGACUGAAACCCAGACAGCCACCUCAGCUACAGAUACUGCAAACUAUGUGGAAAGUGUAAGUGUCUCUCUGUGGGAAGCCUACAACCUGACUGAGCAGCAGGACGCUCAGAUGACUCUGCAAGAGAGGAGAGGUUCACUCAUUGCUACCAGCUCCAUGUCGAGUCCCUCUGAUUAUGAAACAGCUCCAGACAUGAUGGAACCUGUUGAGACUUGCCCAGCUGUACUGAGGGAAGUGACAAAAGCAGUGGACCAAGUGCCUCCAAAAGAUGAUAAAGAACAGAUAGCUCCUCCACAACCUCCAAAGAAACUACUAAAGGUCAAAGGGCCUCAUGAAAGUCGACUGAGGACACCAUCUCCUAAACACCACCGUGCUCACACACCCUUAACUAGUACCGUCUCUGGAUCUGAGUCAGAAGGGGAGGAGGAUCGACGAGAGACAUUUGAAAUGUACGUGGCUCGAGCUGACUACAGUCCAAACAGUGGAAAUAAGGACAGUUUUGUCCUGAAGGAAGGCCAGUUUGUAGAGGUCCUGGAUUCUAUUCAUCCUGACAGAUGGCUAGUGAGGACCAAACCAACCAAAACCAACCCUGCUCGACAGGGAUGGGUGUGUCCAGCCUACCUGGAGAAGAAGAGGAAGGAGACCUUCCCACAAUUAAGAGCACCACAAGAGGAUCUUGAUGGAAUUGGAUCAACAGGAGAAGAGUACAGGAGAGCUCUGAGCCAACUGAUCCAAGGUCUGAUUGAUGGCGAAGAUGAGUUUGUAAAGGAGAUGAAGAUGUUCACCGAAAUGCUAAAUAAUUUGGACUCCAGUCACAACGUCCCGAUUAAUAUCCUCAACCAGAAAGAGAUCAUUUUCAGAAAUAUCAAGGACAUUGUAUGCCUGCAUGAGAGGACUCUCCUUCCCGGUCUGAGAGAGUGUGCCACAGACGACGAUGUGGCCAUGCAUCUGAUCAAACAGACUGAGGACUUUGAGAAGUAUCUUCUCUACAUCGUGGGACAAGCACAAGCAGAGGCCUGCCUCACAGACAAGGCUAUCCAGCAGUAUUUCAAACAGUUAAUAGAGUCUGGUAAUCCUGAGGCUCCUGUCAUGGAUGUCCUUACCUUCCUCCAGCAACCAGUGGAGAGGAUUCAAACCUACCAGGCUUUACUGAAGGAGUUAAUAAAAAACAAAGCCAAAAGUGGCCAGAGCUGCUGUCUUUUGGAGGAUGCUUUCUCCAUGGUGUCCUGUCUACCCUGGAGGUCUGACAACCUGCAUCAAGUGUCCCUCAUCGAGAGCUACCCAGCUCCUCUUAGCGCCCUGGGCGAACCUGUGCGACAGGGAGUCUUCACAGUGUGGGAGGAAACGCCAGAAAUUAAGACGACCUCUAGGGGGCAUCAGAGACAAGUCUUUCUCUUUAAGGAAUGCAUUGUACUGUGUAAACUCAAGAAGGACACCAGUAUGAACAAUGACACCUACACCUUCAAGAACAAAAUGAAGCUGAAUGAUGUUGAAAUAAAGGAGACUGUGGGUGGAGAUGACAAGUCUUGGGGAUUGUGGCAUGAGCACAGGGGCUCAUUGCGGAGGUACACACUGCAGGGACGCUCCUCCCUGGUCAAACUCUCCUGGCUGAAAGACCUGAAGGAGCUACAGCAACAAUCCAGCCUGCCCACUAACAGUCCACCGGUGUUUGAGUCACCGUUGUCUGACUGCACAACAAAGAUAGGACAGACAAUCAAACUGACCUGUAAAGUCACAGGAUCUCCAAAACCAGUGGUCAGCUGGCUCAAAGAUGGCCUUCCUUUAGAGGAUGACCCACGUCACAUCAUCACAGCAGACCGCUCAGGCACCUGUAGUCUGAUCCUGGACAGCCUUACUGCACAGGACUCUGGACAGUAUGCUUGCUAUGCUAACAACUUCAUGGGCAGUGCUGGUACUCUGGCUAAGGUGGUGGUGCAAGCUCCCCCCAGAUUUGUGUGUCGGCUGGAGAGUGCUUGUCUGAUAGAGGGAGAGGAUAUACUGUUUACCUGCUCCACACAGACUACUCCGUUACCACGAAUCAGGUGGUUGAAGGAUGGCAGAGAGUUGACUGACCAGCAAAAAUACUACAUCCUGAAUGACGCUCGUAGUGGUAUCUUGUCUCUAACAGUCAUCAGCGCAACAGAGGCAGAUAUUGGACAGUACGAGUGUGAGCUUUGGAAUGAGUUCGGCUGCGUCAAGUGCAAAGCAGGGCUUUGCCCCGCUUAUGUACCGCCGAUUGACAUCGAGAAUGACCAACCACAAGACUUACCUCCUAAAGCUAACUCUUCACUUCAACGAACAACAAGAUGGUCAUGUGCUGGGCAGGUGGAGUGGGCAUACGCCCAUGUCCUCUUGGUGUGUUGGGUUAGUGGGGUUAAACCCUCAAGUAUCGAGGUAAGAAAUGCAUUAGUGCUGCAUCCGGUAAGUAAGGUAAAGUACUUUUUCACUUUCUUUUUCCAGCAAAAAAUAUUUAAGUGUCUGACCCAUAAAUUCCUGCUGAAUGGCAUUUUGGUUUUUGUAGAUGCAGACUCGGAGGGCUGGACCACUGCCUUUGUGAAGAAAUGGUUACAGACAGAUUUCAGCCCUACCUCUAUUGCUAAGAUGCUCUUCCCUUCUGAACACGCUGAACAAGCUGAAUGUGGUACUGAAGAGGCUGUCCCUGCCUCCACAUCCAUAGGUCAGACACCAUGUUAUCUAGAGGAUGAAGAGGAAGAGAUCUACAUCUCAGAGUCAUUGCAGGAAAUUACAGAUGCUCCUCCCUCCGUCCAGGUACCCACUGAGGACCUGUGUGUAGAGCCUGGCCAACCAGCUACAUUUAUUGCCAUCAUCACAGGAAGACCUACUCCGAAGAUACAGUGGUACAAGGAUGGUGAGGAGCUUACAGCGAAUGAGAACGUGGAGAUGGUACAGCACGGCGCCCGCUGCUCAGUGACCAUAGUUUGCCCUGAGGGUGAGGACAGUGGCAUAUACACCUGCUUCGCCUACAAUGACUCUGGCCAUGCCUCAUGUGAGGCUCAGCUGACAGUGGAGGAAGGUCCACUGGAGUGUCAGGAGAGAGAGGUGGAGCUGGGGAAGAGAAGGAAGCUAUUCUCUGUCUAUGAUGUCCAUGAGGAAAUUGGACGGGGAACCUUUGCGGUAGUGAAGCGUGUAGUUCACAGAAGGACAGGUGAAGUGUUUGCUGCCAAGUUUCUGCCUCUGCGGAGCAGCACUCGGACCAGGGCCUUCCAGGAAAGGGACUUGCUGUCCCGUCUAGCUCACCCCAGAGUGGCCUGUCUGCUGGACUUCUUCUGCACCAGACGCACUCUAGUGCUGAUCACAGAAAUGUGCUGUUCUCACGGACUUCUGGACCAUUUAUUACUGAAAGGAUCUGUCUCAGAAAGAGAAGUCCAGUCAUACAUCCAGCAAAUCCUCGAAGGAGUUGGUCACAUUCACAGCAUGAAUAUUUUGCAUCUGGACAUUAAACCUGAUAAUAUCCUCAUGGUGUAUCCACCCAGAGAUGAGAUCAAGAUCUGUGACUUUGGCUUCUGUCAAGAAAUAGACACGUCCAGACACCAAUACAGCACGAUUGGUACACCAGAGUUUGUUGCCCCUGAGAUUGUUCACCUAGAGCCGGUGACAGUGGCCACUGAUAUUUGGUCUGUAGGUGUUGUAGCCUAUAUAUGUCUGGUGUGCCGAUGCCCUUUUGUGGGUGAAACAGACCGUGCUACACUGCUCAGGGUUGGAGAGGGAACCCUGAACUGGGACGCCCCUGAUCUCAUGUACAGAAGCCCGGAGGCCCAGAACUUUCUUCACAUGCUCCUUCAGCCAGAUCCAGAGAAGCGGCCAUCUGCCUUCGAGUGUCUGAGCCACGUAUGGUUCCAGGACGAACAUGCAGGAGAAGACACCGAUGAAAUCAACACAAAGAGUUUGAAAGUCUUCAUGUCAAAAAGGAAAUGGCAGCGUUCUUUGACUUGUAUUGGGUCAGUUCUCACACUGAGGCCCAUCCCUGAACUGCUGGAUGCUCCUCUCAGAGACACUGCAGUGACAGUUCCCCGUGAACCCCAGGAACACAGCAGCACUUCUCUGAGCAGUGGCUCCUCAUCUGAGUAUGAUGAAGCUGACUCCUGGGACUUUUUUCAGCACUGCAGCCAGACUGAGGAAGAGGAAGAAACAGAGGAAGACUACGAUCCUUUAGUGGAGCGAGCGCAGAUCCCCGAGCCUUUUGCCAAACUCCACCUUUAUGCAGAAGAGGAAGAGGAAGUGACAUUAGGGGAGGAAGAGGAUGGGGAGCUGAUAGGAAGGAGGAGUGUGCUGGAGAGGAGUAUAAGCAGGCAGUCAGCUGCAUCAUCAGACGUGUCGUGCCAACAGACACCUCAGAGGGAGCGUAGGUUCAGCAAGGACAGUAGUCCAUCUCUCUACCUGUCUGAUGGGGAUGAGGGUUCCGGGAGCGACGGAGGUCGCAUCCCUCGUGGCAGCGUCAUCCGAAGCACUUUCUACAACACCUCCCAUCAGCUUUCGCCCAUGUCUGCCAGACACAUGACUCUAAGGGACAAAUUCCAGGCCAAAAAGCAGGAAAGAGGCCGCAAACCACUCCGGAGAAGCUUGUCAGGACGUCUCAAUGAGCCUCUUAUUGAAUAUGUGGAGGAUGAGACGGAGACCAAUCGUGGCCAGAGGCGGGGAUCCAUUCAGCCUACAAUGCAGAAGUCCUGUUCCUUUGACAGCGGCGUUGGCCUUGUCCACACCAAUAUACCCCCUCACAGGAGGAGCAGGUCUCUUGAUGAGUAUUCACGGCGAUCUCCCAGCUCACCCAAGCGCACAAAGUCAGGUGAAGAAGAAGGCUCUCAAAGUCUGAAGGAAGAUUUCACAGAUGAUGAAGUGGCAGGUAGAAACGUGUUGGCCAUCCCGAGCCCUCCACGACCAACAAGGAGAAGAGGUUCUGUCGCUCCAGUACAAGGGACACACAUGCUGGGUGCAUCAUCUGUUCCCUCAAGUUUCCUUGCUGGAGACCGAAUGAGCUCCAGGUUAGAUCAAGAGCAGACAGAGGGAGACACCUUUGCAGGCUCCCAGGGAUCACUGGCUGAGUCCUCUAUUUUGGAGCACGGUGGCUCUGAGUCUUCAAGUAGACUCGACUCCUGUGAGGAGCUGAGUCGUGGUCACUUCAGAGGAAGAUCAGGAGAGAGCGAAGGGUAUGAUGAUCCAGGGGAACCUCUUAAUUCACCAUCCUCUUGCUCAUUCCAAGAAGUUAAACCCAGAAGCUUGAUUCCUCAGGCACCGCCUCGUAACCGCACCCGCUCCAACCCCAACUUAACAAUAAACAGCAGAAGUCAACCAGGGACCCCACUAACAGCGAGCCCCAGUCCCAGUCUCUCUUCUCUCCAGGCUCCAGAGAGGCCUCCCAGAGCCAGGGACAAGAAGGAAAGCUAUGGCCUCCAGAGGCAUGCAUCCGCUCCAGCCCUCGAAGCCCCGCCACCUACAGGAAAAUCACCCAAGCUGGGACUGCUAAAGAUCUUCCGCAGGCAGUCCUGGACUGGCCACUCAUACUCCCACUUGGAUGACACAGAGUUAGGACCCACACUAGGAGAGAUCAUGAAGCCAGAUACUCCCACCAUGUCUCUGAGGAAGAAAAUGAGAGCUUCGGCCUCCAGCCUGACCAAGCUGUUUUCCAGGUCUUCUAGUAAGGAGGAUGUGAGCAGAGGACCGAUAGUAAAAGGAUCAGCUCCCAGCUCACCUGAAACGGAGCAUCGCUCUGGUCUUGAGAGUCCAAAAAAGAGGACCUCCAAACUCAUGCCUUCUUUUAAAAUACCUGCGUUCAGAAAGUCAAAAGAUCUGACAGCACGCCCCAACAAGCCUGAAGUGCUCCAGUUAGAUGGAGGUGGAUUCCUGCUGUUUUGGAGACCAGCCCAGUCUAGCGACCCCGUCACCUACUGUGUGCAGUAUUGUACAGACGGUGGGGAAUGGACAGUUCUGUCAGAGGAGGUGACAGACAGCUGCUAUGUGGUGAAAGAUUUACCCAGAGGAGCUUCUUACGUGUUCAGGGUGGGCUACAUCACCAAGACAGGAGCGGGACCUUUCAGUGACGCUUCAGCACCUGUUGUUAUGGCUACUCAUCCUGAAGAGUCUCACAUUCCUCUCAUCCAGACUGAGUCUCUGGGGUCAAAGGUCAUCCGGUCAGAACAACAAACAGCACAGAGGAACUAUAGUUUCCUCUCUGAGAUCAACAGGGGUCGUUUCAGUGUCAUAACCCUAUGCAGGGAUGUUGAGACCAGCCAAGUGUUUGCUGCAAAAAUCACCCCUUACCAAGCAGAGCAGAGGCAGUUGGUGCUGAGGGAGUACCAGCUGCUGAAGAGGCUUCAUCACCCCCAUCUGGUGCAGCUGCAUUCUGCCUACAUCACCCCCCGCUACAUGGUAUUAGUGGAGGAGCUCUGUCCCGGCAAAGAGCUGCUCUACAGUCUGGCAAUGAGAGAUUUGUAUGCAGAGUCUCAUGUUGCAGAGCUGCUGGUUCAGAUCCUCAGUGCAGUCGACUACCUUCACAGCCGUCGAGUCAUCCACCUUGACCUGAAGUCUGACAACAUGCUGGUGGAUGAUUGUAACCACCUGAAGAUAGUUGACUUGGGCUCGGCUCAGUCCUUCACACCCGGUCAGCCUCUCAACAUCGAGCACAUCCAGGGCCUGUCGGAGAGCAAAGACUGCCGCAGCAAAGUUUAUAUUGUGCUUCCUAAAGCUCCGGAAAUCCUGGAAGGUCAAGGUGUCGGGCCUGAAACUGACAUUUGGGCUAUUGGAGUUUUGUCGUUCAUCAUGCUGAGUGCUGACAGCCCGUUCCACGCAGAGCUCGGCUGGGAGCAAGACAGAAACAUCAAGAAAGGGAAGAUCCAGUUUGGAUGUUGUUACCCGGGUCUGUCAGAGGGAGCUUUAAACUUCAUGAAGAGCAGCCUAAAUAACAAAUCCUGGGGGAGACCCACUGCGGCCGAGUGUCUCCAAAACCCCUGGCUGCGUUCCCACCGUGCUGCAUACAAAGGCCGACACUCCAAAGUGUGUUUCUCCACAGACAAGCUUAAAGAUUACCUCAAGCAGAAGGAGGAGAAACGAGACCAGGUCCGUACCAAGCUUCAAGGUCCCUUCUUCCAGUAAGGCAAUGCUGUAGGGGUCUCU
This is a messenger RNA of Larimichthys crocea (large yellow croaker), 20267 nucleotides long. RefSeq names its product obscurin, cytoskeletal calmodulin and titin-interacting RhoGEF a (gene obscna). Gene Ontology annotation, biological process: protein phosphorylation. Gene Ontology annotation, molecular function: protein binding; ATP binding; guanyl-nucleotide exchange factor activity. Lineage: Eukaryota; Metazoa; Chordata; Actinopteri; Sciaenidae. The transcript is spliced from 85 exons. The record is from RefSeq and is a predicted model, not a curated record. Bases 306 to 20246 code for a protein of 6646 amino acids.